Messenger RNA from Brenthis ino (lesser marbled fritillary), 2196 nucleotides. Lineage: Eukaryota; Metazoa; Arthropoda; Insecta; Lepidoptera; Nymphalidae. The record is from the annotation of a GenBank genome assembly.
AUGUCAACUUGGACGCCAUUGGAUAUAAGUUCUAUUUGUCCGGAGCAACACGCGCCUAUAACUCAGUGUUCUCCCACAGGAUACAUGUUCUUGUCGCUUGUGACUCAACUCUUUGGCGGUGUGUCAUACAGCGUGCCUAAUUUAAAGAAGAACCCAUAUAAUAAUGGCUUUUUAAGCACGAGCUACGUAUCGCCAUGGGAGAAUCCUACGAGGGCAUACGACUAUCCUUUAGAAGCAUUUAAGUCUGGUUACAGUAUAGAAACCUCACAUCCUUCACCUUAUAAGCAUAAAAAUAAUUUCCACUCAUUUGAAUCUAGUCCAUUACAAAAUCCGUUCUUUCACGAUUUUGGAUAUAAAAAUGAUUUUGCCAAAUUUGAAGCACGCCAACCAAUUUUUGAUUUCGAUUUCUUGAAGAAAUCCUUUGAAGAUGCAGAUUUUGCAGAUUCCAAGAAAGUUUCAGUGACGAAGGAAAUAAAAAUAAUAAAAAGGGAAACAGGGUCAAGAAAAAGAAGGCCAAUAGAAGAAUAUGAUUUUAUAAUUGUUGGUGGGGGAUCUGCUGGUUGUGUACUCGCGAAUCGGUUGUCAGAAGUAAAAAGAUGGCGGAUAUUACUAGUAGAAGCUGGACCAGAGGAGCCUGAUGUGACGAUGGUACCAGGAUUACCACCAGUACUUGCAGGAUCGAGCAUCGAUUGGAAUUUUAGAACACAACCUGAAAAACUGACAUGCAGAUCUAAUAGAGGUCAAACAUGUGCUUGGAUCAGGGGCAAGACAAUGGGAGGCUCAAGUGCUCUCAAUUAUAUGGUUUACAUGAGAGGAAAUAAACGGGAUUAUGAUUUCUGGGCUGAGCUGGGAAAUCAUGGGUGGAGUUAUAAAGAGGUCUUGCCUUAUUUUAAAAAAUCUGAAAAUAACAAGGACAUCGAAUCUCAUGAUAAAUAUUAUCACUCAGUCGGUGGACCAUUAAAUGUAGAAAGGUUCUCAUAUAUUGAUUCCAAUACAUUAAUGUUAGUAGAAGCUUUUAAAGAACGAGGGCUACCAGUAAAGGAUUUAAAUAGAGAAGAUAACAUUGGAACUGAUAUUGCACAAUCAACAUCUAGAGAUGGACGAAGGGACUCAGUAAAUGUUGCUUUUAUAAAACCUAUCCGAGAUAAAAGAUCAAAUCUCCGAAUCGAAGUGGAUUCUUUUGUUACAAAAUUAAUUAUCGACCCGCAAAGUAAAACUGCUCAUGGAGUUACCUAUAUCAAAAAUGGUAUACAAUAUAACGUAUAUGCUAAAAAAGAAGUAAUAAUUAGUAGUGGAACAAUUAACUCUCCAAAAAUUCUUAUGCUUUCUGGCAUCGGUCCUAAAGAACAUCUAGAGAGUUUAAACAUUCCAGUAUUAGCUGAUUUAAAAGUAGGGCAUAAUUUGCAAGAUCACGUUACCACUAAUGCGCUUAUCAUUAGUUUGUCGAACAAAACGUCAACUCAAGUAACCGGCCAAGAAUUAUUACAAGAACUUCGUAAUUAUAAAGAACAACAUCCUAAAAAGAAUGGUCCAUUAGCAACGACCAGUACAUUAAGCGGAAUCGGUUUCAUUAAAACCAAGUAUGAGCGUGAACAUGUACCGGAUAUACAAUUUCAUUUCGAUGCUAGAAAUGUAGAAGAUUUCUAUUCAGAUCCAACGACGUAUAUAGCAACAAAUAUUUUUCCAUUAUCCUUUUACAAUGGCCUGGCUGCAAGACCACUUUUGUUAACACCUAAGAGCCGAGGUGUCAUUUUUUUGAAUCACACUGACCCGGUAUUUGGUCCACCAUUGAUUUAUCCGUCAUUUUUCACGAUCAAAGAAGAUUUAGAUGUGUUAAUAGAAGGAAUGCGAUUUGCAGUUAGCUUAGAAGAAACGGAUGCCUUUAAGUAUAGUGGUGCUAGCUUUGUUAAAACACCUGUACCAGGGUGUACCGAAUAUAUUUGGGGUACGUACGAUUACUUUGCCUGUCUUCUUAUAGAGUAUACAGCCACUAUAUACCAUCCUGUAGGAACAUGCAAAAUGGGUCCAGUAUGGGAUAAAGAAGCGGUUGUUGAUCCAAGAUUAAAAGUGUAUGGUAUUAAUAAAUUAAGAGUAAUUGAUGCCUCAAUUAUGCCUAAGAUAGUAAGGGGUAACACUAAUGCCCCUACCAUAAUGAUUGCAGAAAAAGCGUCAGAUAUGAUUAAAGAAGAUUAUCUA